Bursaphelenchus xylophilus (pine wood nematode) is the source of this 261-nucleotide messenger RNA. The record is from the annotation of a GenBank genome assembly. Lineage: Eukaryota; Metazoa; Nematoda; Chromadorea; Rhabditida; Aphelenchoididae.
AUGAAAACAUUUGGGGGUCAAAGGUUUGCGAAUGAAGACAAGAGUAGAAGGCAUUGUGCCGAUCGGCGUCCGAUGGCUGGAGAGGAUCUCGUCUCGCGCACCUCGCCCCCUCCGCCCCUCCCCACGAAUCCUCCCUUCCUCGCCUUCCAAACCCUCGAGGCGUCGAUCGAACCGCUAUUAAAUACUCCAAGACUGGAGGGGGAAGGGAUUCUUUUUCGACUUCUGACCACUCUCAAACUACCAAAACAGCCAGUGCUUUGA